CAUCUCCCUUAGACAUAUUUCCACCUUGAUAAAGUACCAGCAAUCUGUCUCAUAUCGAUCGCCCUUGAUCAGCUGCCGCCAUUCCGACCUCCAUGACCACCGACAUCAUGCACGACUCUCCCUCCUCGAAGCCACACCAUUCCCCCGUUUCGCGUCCGAGUUCCAAACCAAAAGGUAUACUGAAGAAUGCGCCACUCCCCACCCACACUGGUCAGCACUUGCAGUGGGAUGAGGACAACUUGGCGUUGACAGAGGCACAGAAGGAUAGUCAGAUGAAGAUCACGGAGCCGAAGACACCAUAUGUUAGAUACAAUGCCCUUACUGAUACUGUUGAAAGCGACAUCCCAUCUCUCGAUCUGAAUGGCGGCUCUUUCACGGCCUCCCCUGUACGGCCACAAUCUCCAUCGAGCAGCACCGGUGCCACAGGUGGCGGUUCAGCGCCCUCAUCUCGCCGCACCUCCUUCUCCAGUACCGGGCGCGCUUCGUCGGCGUCUGCCCGCCCUGACAGUGGCCGGUCCAGUAGGAGCACGAGCUUCAAUCUACCCGACGAUGCACGCGAGACGAUUAGGCUGGAUGGGCGCCAGCCCGGUGAUGAGAUCGAGUUUGAGGAGAUGGACGAAGAAACCGCCGCAAAGCACGCUGCAUUCGUCAAGGCCCGUGGACGGCACUAUUCGAACGAAGCCGAAGCCAUGAAGAUGGCUGCGAAACUGAUCGACGAGGAAGAAGAAGACGAGAAUGUCUCGACUGAGCACAGCGUGGAUGAAGAUAGCGUCAUGGAUGAGGAUGCGCCAGUUAAAGUCAACGGCACCCUGCGCACUGAAGGUUGACCGUGGAAUGAUAGAGUCGAUUUCGAGACGUCCUAGGACGUUGGACGCUGCCUGUUGCUGCUGGUGAAUGUCGUACUUGCACUGUAUACUGAUCCGCCUGUCUUCGCAAUAUAUCCCGUAAUUGUAUUCGUGCAUCUUUUGACAUCGCUUCCGGAC
Molecule: messenger RNA, 983 nt
Organism: Laetiporus sulphureus 93-53
Lineage: Eukaryota; Fungi; Basidiomycota; Agaricomycetes; Polyporales; Laetiporaceae
Exons: 5
Coding region: 93-827 (244 amino acids)
Biological process (GO): regulation of signal transduction
Molecular function (GO): protein phosphatase inhibitor activity
Source: RefSeq, a predicted model, not a curated record